Ostreobium quekettii is the source of this 504-nucleotide messenger RNA. Lineage: Eukaryota; Viridiplantae; Chlorophyta; Ulvophyceae; Bryopsidales; Ostreobiaceae. The record is from the annotation of a GenBank genome assembly.
AUGAUUCACGCCCACAGCCUCCGGACGCACACCCGCAGGCCAGCGACCCUACCGCCUUCGGCUCCUGCCGACCGACGGGGCCCCGCGGACCGCGCCCUCAGACAGGAGGCCUGGGAUCCAGAGGGGCAGACGGAGUCCGCCAGGCGGCUGGGGCCGUGGAAGCGGGUGGCAGCGACGGAAUCCAGGCGCGGGGAGGCCAGCGGCGGCGGGCCAGCGGGGAGCAAUAUACGCGGGAGCUCGGCGCACGAAAGGCUCCUCGACGAGCGAGCCGCGUUGGGAAUGCUGAGGCUCUACAUGGGGGACAGGCCAGCCGGAAUCCACCAGCUGGUUCGAGACGGCGCCUAUGAGGCAGUUCAGCAAUCUCUGCAAAAGGGAGGGGGAAAAAAUGUCAGCAAGAGAGACAAGGAGGGAGCAACGCCCCUUCACAUCGCUGCACAAGUUGGCCGGGUUGAGAUGCUCAGGUUGCUGAUGGAAAAAGGGGCCAGUGUGGAAGCAGAGGAUGAG